AUGGUAUUUGUUUUCGUGGUCACCACUACUAUUGCGGCCGUCGCCACUAUCGGUAGCCACCCCACCUCCUCCACAACCACCGUACAUCACCACCUCCACAACCACAAAUGGCCACCAACCAACGUCCAUCGCCACUUCCACUGUUGGCCAUCUUCACCUUCUCAACCAUCUCCACCACCUCCACAGCCAUCGUCACCCACCGACCACCAUCGUUCAUUCUACCACUGUUGGCCCACUCCACCUUCUAUUCUACUACAACCUCCUCCACCACCUCCACAACCAUCAUCGGCCAUUGAUCAACACCGUUCAUCGCCACCACCAUGUGUCACCUCCACUGUCGACUACCAGUACCACUUCCCACCACUACCACCAGCUACCACUACCAUUAUCUACCAUAUUCACGUCCUCUACAACCACCACUGUCCAUCUCCACCACCACUAGAUCAUCGGCGUCCACCACCUCCACCAUAA
This is a messenger RNA of Cynara cardunculus var. scolymus (artichoke), 471 nucleotides long. Its product is annotated as leucine-rich repeat extensin-like protein 3. The coding region runs from base 1 to 471 and encodes 156 amino acids. The transcript has a single exon. Lineage: Eukaryota; Viridiplantae; Streptophyta; Magnoliopsida; Asterales; Asteraceae. The record is from RefSeq and is a predicted model, not a curated record.